AUGUCAAUAACGGCCAUUGCCAUUGCACCGCCUCAUCGCCGACCACGACCCAGGGCAUCGCCGACCAUAGCACAGCAUGCGUUGCCCAACAACAAUUCUGUAAAACGGUCAUACGGUGACCUGGAAAAUCUCAGUCAUCGUCGGACUUCCUUUACCGUCUGGCCAAGCAGGCCAUGGACCCUCCUCAGCCCUAUGACUGCAAGCCGGAGCCCAAAGGCGAGAGACCGAAAAACACGAGUUUCUUUCGGAACAGCAGAUGCGAUGCUCAAGAACCCAGCAACAACAUACCAUCACAACGUGGAGCCAAAUACGUCGCUGAAGAAAUACGCUGCCAAGUAA
This is a messenger RNA of Plenodomus lingam JN3, 339 nucleotides long. RefSeq lists its product as uncharacterized. The record is from RefSeq and is a predicted model, not a curated record. NCBI's taxonomy places the organism in Eukaryota, Fungi, Ascomycota, Dothideomycetes, Pleosporales, Leptosphaeriaceae.